Messenger RNA from Oikopleura dioica, 519 nucleotides. Lineage: Eukaryota; Metazoa; Chordata; Appendicularia; Copelata; Oikopleuridae. The record is from the annotation of a GenBank genome assembly.
AUGUUUAAACAUCCCAGCGCAGUCGAACGAAGCGAGUUUGACUCGGCUACAUUUGCACCCAUCGUCGAGCUCUUUAAUCAUCGGGCAGGAGCAGCUGUGCGCUCUGGCUUUAACCAGCGGCGGGGCACCUUCGAAGUUAUCCUCCAAGCACCAGUAAAAAAAGGCGACCAGAUUUUCAUCGAAUAUUUGGAUGACGCCGAUCUUGACACAAUCUUCAUCGACUACGGCUUCGUUUUGAACGCUUCCAAAUCGGCAAUCCUCCUCGAUGAAAAGCUGGUGCAAGAAACGGCGGCAAAACUGGGCUUCCCAAAUCUAAAGCAGCUUUCUCGCCGAGCGAAAGAACUCACUGAAAGAUCGCGCUGGAGACUGAAGCUGGACACGGUGUCACAGGAGGCAGAAGCCGCCUUGCUCGUGUACUCCUGCGGUCACCUAGACAACGUUGAUGAGCUCUUCCAGCGUCACAAAAAUACGCCCUUGCUUGACCUGAAUGCCCACAAAAAAAAAAUAAAGUCGACGUAG